Dromiciops gliroides (monito del monte) is the source of this 971-nucleotide messenger RNA. It is a transcript of the gene NOP16, whose product is annotated as NOP16 nucleolar protein. The record is from RefSeq and is a predicted model, not a curated record. Lineage: Eukaryota; Metazoa; Chordata; Mammalia; Microbiotheria; Microbiotheriidae. Gene Ontology annotation, biological process: ribosomal large subunit biogenesis. Bases 126 to 665 code for a protein of 179 amino acids. Gene Ontology annotation, cellular component: nucleolus. The transcript is spliced from 5 exons.
UGCGUAGAAAAGGUACCGACGUCGGCGUCGGCGACUGCGGAAGCGGACGACUUGCGCGCGGGUUAUCGGUAGCAUCUCUUGGGCGCGUGUGAGCUGCUUGGACUCGUAGUGUCGGAGUCGCUACGAUGCCUAAAGCGAAGGGAAAGAACCGGCGGCGAAAAUUCGGUUAUAAUGUUAACCGGAAGCGGCUGAACCGUAACGCGCGGAGGAAAGCAGCGCCGAAGAUCCAGUGCUCUCACAUCCGCCAUGCCUGGGACCGCUCCAAGUCCGUGCAGCAGAACCUGGCGGAAAUGGGCCUCGCCAUGGACCCCAACAGGGCAGUGCCCAUCCACAGAAAGGUAACAGCAAUGGAUGUGGAUGUUAGCAAGGAAAAAAGGCCCAAGAAGAUAGUUCGGAAGCCGUAUGUCUUGAAUGACCUAGAAGAAGAGGCCAGCCUGCCUGAGAAGAAGGGUAAUACCCUUUCACGGGACCUCAUUGAUUAUGUGCGCUACAUGGUUGAGAAUCAUGGGGAGAACUAUAAGGCAAUGGCCCGGGAUGAGAAGAAUUACUAUCAAGACACUCCAAAGCAGAUCAAGAGCAAGAUUAAUGUAUACAAGCGAUUUUACCCUGAAGAGUUCCAAACCUUUAUCGAUUCCCUGGAGAAGAACAAAAUGGAAGUAGAGUGAAGGACUUGUGCCACAAGCUUGUUGUGGCUUAGCUAUGUGAACAUUGUUGGAGGCCUGGAGAACUAAGUGGGAAAAUACACCUGGUGAGAAAGGAGUUCUAUCCAUACUUUCUUGGGGAAAUCUUUCCCCGAGAUCGUACCCAUCUUUUCUUCCCAACGGGUGAUGGGUCAUAGAAAGGGGCUGUGCUGUUGCAGUAAGAAGUAGAUUUCAGGGAGGAGGGGAGGAACCAGAAGGAGUUGCCUCGAUAGAAGGGAUGUUUUAAAAUGCUGUCUCUGAACAUUAAAGUUCGUGUGGCUUUGAAGCUUU